UGAUACUUUAACUACAAAUUGCUGAUUGUACUUAUUGUCUCCUUAUUUUUAGACUACAUAUACAUUCUACUUUUACUCAAGUAAAGGAUGUGAAUAGUUAUUUCACCAAUGAUCAGAUUAUAUCAGAAUUAACUGCAAUGCAGAGAGGGAUAGUCCCUGUACACGUAAUCUGUACCCUCCCCUCCCUCCAGUUACUUAAACAGAAAGACUUCUGUCAGUGUGUCUGUGUGGACCCUUGACACCCUUACUGUCUUCAACAAUGAGAGACGUUAUCAUCAUUUUGGGAACAGUAGUGGUUUUCCUCAUCGUGGCUGCGGUGGAUUGCCAAGGAGACUACAGGGUGAUUGGCUCCAAUGAAGAGAUUGAAGUAUUAGUCGGUCAGGAAGUCAUCCUGCCGUGCCACUUGGAGUCCCCAGUCGAUGUGACAAAUCUGACCGUGGAGUGGAGUCUUGGAACAACCUUGGUGCACGUUUACCGGAAUAGGAAGGAUGAUCUCACUCUUCAGCACAAUGACUUCAAAGGGAGGACAUCUCUCUUCCAUGAGGAGAUGAGAAAUGGAAACCUUUCCAUUCAGAUCUCCAGAGUAAAUAAGGGAGAUGGAGGAGAUUAUACCUGUUUCAUCCCCAAGCUGAAGAGUAGUACGAGAAGAGGACACGUUUCCCUCAUUGUCAAGGACAAAGAUGAGCCAAAGCCAAUAGUCGACUCCACUCCAGGUGUUGGAGUCCAUGUUGGCGUCGAACUUGGAAUGCUGAGUGUCCAAUUUAUCAUCUUCCUUUAUAUGGCCGUGAAUUAAUUGAAUACUGCUGAUGCGGUCAAGAGUGGAAGUAACACUGGGGAGAAUCACAGGAACAAAGCUAAGGGACUACUUGAAAAACACUGCCAGUACUUGAUUCCAGCCUCUGUUUUUUCUCUGAAGAGAGAGAGAAAAAAAAAAGGUUUCCGUUCCAUCCGAAGCUUUUUAUCAGGUGAUCCUCCUCCAGGUGUGUUGCAUGUGAUGUGUGUGAAAAUGCUGAGGAAUGUUAUGUUUUGUUGUUGCUAAUUGUAUAUAAAUGUAUUUAUAAAACACUCCAGUCAAAAAAGAUGAUAAGCUCCAGCACUGCAGAAAACACUGACACUUAUGGCACUCUUCUUCCAAAUGUUUCCUGCAAUGUGAUAUAGAAUUUUUUUUUUGUUUCGACCAAAUAUACUGGUUUAUAAAAUCGGUACAGACAAUUGGUUGCAUUUUUUUUCUUCCUAGAGAUGCAGAUUUUUGAUUGAGAUUAUCAGAAUUGUAAACAGUUCUCAUUUUAAUAUUUCUCUCAUUUAAUAAUUUCUUUUUUUUGUUUUUGUUUUUUUACUGAAGUGUACUUAUGUGACUGAAAGCUGUUGCAGUGUGUCUCCUUUAUAAGAUACAAGAUUGUUGUUUUUUUUUUUUUAACAUGAACUGGACUUUAUAUCGAAUUGAUUUAUAUAUUCAUAUUUGUACCUGACUUUCCCCUUGUGAUCAAAGAGCCCAACAUUUCCUCCGUCAUUGACUCAUCACAACUUUCAGUCUGAGUCAUUUUGCUAGGGUUAGGGUUAGCAGUGGGUUAGGGCUAACCUUAACCCCCUGUGGGUUUAAUGAUCAUAAAAAGCUUUGUAUCUUUAUCAUUGCAUUGUAUAUUUAUAAAUAAAAAAUGGGAUGAUGUUUCA
Molecule: messenger RNA, 1671 nt
Organism: Thunnus maccoyii (southern bluefin tuna)
Lineage: Eukaryota; Metazoa; Chordata; Actinopteri; Scombriformes; Scombridae
Product: myelin-oligodendrocyte glycoprotein-like
Exons: 5
Coding region: 260-793 (177 amino acids)
Source: RefSeq, a predicted model, not a curated record